Penicillium alfredii is the source of this 1245-nucleotide messenger RNA. Its product is annotated as fatty acyl-CoA reductase. The record is from RefSeq and is a predicted model, not a curated record. NCBI's taxonomy places the organism in Eukaryota, Fungi, Ascomycota, Eurotiomycetes, Eurotiales, Aspergillaceae. Gene Ontology annotation, cellular component: peroxisome. The transcript has a single exon. Gene Ontology annotation, molecular function: alcohol-forming very long-chain fatty acyl-CoA reductase (NADP+) activity. Gene Ontology annotation, biological process: long-chain fatty-acyl-CoA metabolic process. The coding region runs from base 1 to 1245 and encodes 414 amino acids.
AUGUCAGCAGUUCCGGCCGUGGGAGCAUCCCACACCGAUGAGACGGUCCGAAGUGGAUAUGCCAAACUCUUCGAAGUCCAUGCGGUCUUUCUGACUGGAAGUACCGGGUGCCUCGGAGGCUGUCUCUUGUACAAAUUGGCUCUGCAGCUACCAACACGCAAGAUCUUCGUCUUAGUGCGUGGGAGCGCCCAGCAGGCAACUGAAAGAUGGAAGAAAACUAUGCCAGACCAUGCCCAGGCUAUCUUGGCCUCAAAGAAGGUGGAAUUUGUGAUCGGGGACAUCAAAAAAGUCGACUUUGGGAUUGAGCCGGCGGUUAUGAAACGACUACAGGCACAAGUUACUAUAGCGAUUCACACGGCGGCCAAGAUUGCUCUCGAAGCUAGCCUACACGAUGCGGUCGACAACAACUGCCUGCCGGCGUUGGAAAUGGCCCGAAUUGCUUCGCGGUUUCGGCGACUGAAGCUUCUCAUACAGAUCUCAACGGCCUAUGCCAAUAGCUUCCUCCCAGAUGGUCCAGUCCUGGAACGGCCCUACCCUGUGAGCGACAGGGACCCGGAGGAAGAACUCGCCUCUAUCUUGUCGCUGGAACGCCCCUCGCACACAACACAGUUCUCGUCCAGCUAUGCCCAUGCCAAACAUUUGGUGGAACGGCUACUGCCAGCGCGGUUCCCGCUGCUCCCGAUCCUCCUCGUGCGACCAACUAUCUUUGGCCCUGCCCUCCGCCAGCCGUAUCCGCUAUAUGGGCCCGAGGACUCGACACCCUUGCACAAGUUCGCGCGGUUCUUGAUCGCAGACCGGGGCUCGACGCAGGUCUGGCACGCCGCUGCAGGCUACCGGACCGGCACAAACAUCCUAGACGAGAUCCCGGUGGACUUCGUGGCGAAUGCAUGCCUGUUGCAUGCGGUCGCGCGCACCACGGGAAUCGUCCAGGUAGGCUCUGAGCUGUACGAGCCGAUAACCUUCGACGACUUUCUACACAUUGUCCAGUCGAACGCCCCACCGGCAAUCCGACGCGAGCUCUCGCCGGUUAUCUUCACCGAAGAUCGCAAUUCCCCGCAGUGCUUCCUAGCGGAGCUGGUGCAGGUGGCAUCGCGCAACUGGCUGUUCGAUUGUGGCCGAUCCUACUGGCUGAAACAGAUGGGUGGACCGUUGAGCUUGCGGGCGUGCAAGCAUGAGGCGGAUAACUUCAACCAGGCUCGGAUUCGUGAGAUCUACAAGACUAGCAUGGAAAAGGCUCGGCUGUAG